This is a messenger RNA of Emys orbicularis (European pond turtle), 3220 nucleotides long. RefSeq names its product chloride voltage-gated channel 7 (gene CLCN7). The transcript is spliced from 25 exons. Bases 1 to 2403 code for a protein of 800 amino acids. Gene Ontology annotation, cellular component: intracellular membrane-bounded organelle; lysosomal membrane. Gene Ontology annotation, biological process: chloride transport; transmembrane transport. NCBI's taxonomy places the organism in Eukaryota, Metazoa, Chordata, Testudines, Emydidae. The record is from RefSeq and is a predicted model, not a curated record. Gene Ontology annotation, molecular function: voltage-gated chloride channel activity.
AUGGCCAACGUCGCCAAGAAGGUGUCCUGGUCCGGCCGGGACCGCGACGAGGAGGACGAGCCCCCGGCCGCCGGGGAGGCCACCCCGCUGCUGAACGGCGCGGGUCCGGGGGCGGCGGGCGGCCCCCCGCACUCCCGGCUUCUGCGCCUCGGGCAGCUGAGCAGUGUGGAUCUCGACGAUGAUGUCCGCGAACUGGAAACGGAGGCCACUAACCAGUUUCCCAGUGAGAUUCCUCACAAUGAGAAGCUGCUCUCGCUCAAGUAUGAGAGUCUGGACUACGACAACUGCGAAAACCAGCUGUUCUUGGAGGAGGAGAGGCGGAUCAACCACACGGCGUUCCGAACGGUGGAGAUCAAGCGCUGGGUCAUCUGUGCCAUGAUCGGGAUUCUCACUGGCCUCGUCGCCUGCUUCAUCGACAUCGUGGUGGAGAAACUGGCUGGGCUGAAGUUCAGAGUGGUGAAAGACAAUAUUGACAAGUUCACUGAGAAGGGGGGGCUGUCCUUCUCCCUGUUACUUUGGGCCAUUCUGAACUCGAGUGUGGUGAUGGUUGGAUCCGUUAUUGUCGCUUUCAUAGAGCCUGUAGCUGCCGGCAGCGGGAUUCCCCAGAUUAAGUGCUACCUCAAUGGCGUGAAGGUUCCUCAUGUCGUCCGCCUCAAGACCUUGCUGAUCAAAGUCUGCGGGGUCAUUCUGUCAGUGGUCGGAGGCCUGGCUGUCGGGAAGGAAGGGCCAAUGAUUCAUUCCGGAGCGGUCAUUGCAGCUGGGAUCUCGCAAGGAAGGUCGACUUCUUUGAAGCGAGACUUUAAGAUCUUUGAGUACUUCCGCAGAGACACGGAGAAAAGGGACUUCGUCUCGGCCGGAGCGGCUGCUGGCGUCUCAGCCGCUUUUGGCGCACCAGUGGGGGGAGUUCUUUUCAGCUUGGAAGAAGGUGCUUCCUUCUGGAAUCAGUUCCUGACAUGGAGAAUUUUCUUUGCCUCCAUGAUCUCUACGUUCACGCUGAAUUCCAUCCUGAGCUUUUACCAUGGGAACCCCUGGGACCUCUCCAGCCCGGGUCUCAUCAACUUUGGAAGGUUCGACAGCGAGAAACUGGGAUACACGUUCCAGGAAAUUCCGAUCUUCAUUGUUAUGGGAGUGGUUGGUGGAAUUCUCGGCGCGAUAUUCAAUGCCUUGAAUUACUGGUUAACCAUGUUCCGAAUCAGGUACAUCCACCGCCCGUGCCUGCAGGUGAUCGAGGCCAUGCUGGUGGCGGCUGUGACGGCAGCUGUGGGGUUUGUGAUGAUCUACUGCUCUAGCGACUGCCAGCCCCUCCAAGGGGAUUCUGUGGCCUAUCCUUUGCAGCUGUUCUGUGCGGAUGGAGAAUAUAACUCGAUGGCCACCGCCUUCUUCAACACGCCUGAGAAGAGUGUCGUCAGCCUCUUUCACAACCCCCCAGGUUCUUACAAUCCCAUGACCCUGGGGAUGUUCACCCUGAUGUAUUUCUUUCUGGCCUGUUGGACCUAUGGGCUCACCGUGUCGGCAGGUGUCUUCAUCCCUUCCCUGCUGAUUGGAGCUGCCUGGGGACGACUCUUUGGCAUAUCGUUGGCCUACCUGACCAGUGGAGCAAUCUGGGCCGACCCCGGGAAAUACGCUCUGAUGGGGGCCGCAGCGCAGCUGGGUGGGAUAGUGAGAAUGACCCUGAGCCUGACCGUCAUCAUGAUGGAAGCGACGGGCAACGUCACCUACGGAUUCCCCAUCAUGUUGGCGCUGAUGACGGCUAAGAUCGUGGGCGACUACUUCGUGGAGGGUCUGUAUGACAUGCACAUCCAGCUGCAGAGCGUUCCUUUCCUGCACUGGGAGGCUCCAGUGACGUCUCACUCCCUCACGGCCAGGGAGGUGAUGAGCGCGCCCGUGACCUGCCUCAGGAGGAUUGAGAAGGUGGGGACGGUCGUGGACAUCCUCAGUGACACAUCGUCCAACCACAACGGCUUUCCCGUGGUAGAGAGCAGCCCGGACCCCACGCAGGUGGCGGGACUGCGAGGCCUGAUCCUGCGCUCCCAACUGAUUGUUCUCCUGAAGCACAAGGUCUUUGUGGAAAGAGCCAACCUGACCCUGGUUCACAGGCGGCUGAAGCUGAAGGAUUUCCGGGACGCCUACCCCCGCUUCCCCCCCAUCCAGUCCAUUCACGUCUCCCAGGACGAGCGCGAAUGCAUGAUGGACCUGACUGAGUUCAUGAACCCGUCGCCCUACACGGUGCCCCAGGAGGCGUCUCUGCCAAGGGUCUUCAAGCUGUUCCGGGCGCUGGGCCUGCGGCACUUGGUGGUGGUGGAUAAUCACAAUGAGGUGGUCGGGCUGGUGACCAGGAAGGAUCUGGCGAGAUACCGACUAGGAAAGGAAGGGCUGGAGGAACUGUCCCUGGCGCAGACAUGACGCUCCUGGGGCGGUUGCUUUGCCGUGGUGAGCCCCGUUCCCCUGGAGGCGUCGGCAGGGAGCUGGUCCCUGCAAGCUGCCAUGCCACCUGGUGCAUUCGGCACGAAUGCCCAGCCCCUGAUUGUGCGUCUUGUCCGUCGCCGUGUUCCCAUUUUACUGGCUGCCUGUCCCCUGUGUCGGCUGGGCGUCGCUGCAGCCUCCUCUCCUGUCACCCGAGGGAGCAGGUGCUGGGCAGGUUCCUGGUUUCCCCCCUCUGUGUGCUGGGCCCUUGGAGCCGCUUUGAGGCUAGAGAGCAGUGGGGUGGGGAAGCUGAGCCCAGUGCCCUGGGGGAGCGUGAGCAUGCUACGAAGCUGGGCAGCAGACGUCCCACUGCUCACCCCCUGCCGGCGCAUUACAAGCCAGAGCCACCUCCGCAUCCCGCGUCGCCUCCUGGAAUAUGUGCUCCGGACUUCAGGAACCAGAAUCAUGUGGAUCUGACCCAGUCUGCAGCCACCAUUGACCAAUGUCCAUUCCGCCUGGGCCGCCUCUGCACCAAAGCCUUUACCCGGGACACGGGCAUGGGAGCUGGCAGGGCCUGGUCCAGUAUCUUCUAGCAGGGACCUUGCCAAGCAAAGGCUCCCUGGAUCCAUAGGCCAGCAUCUGGGGACCAGUGUCUUAACGCUGCCCACAGCUGAGGUGGCUUUUAACCCUGCGUGCGAAGGGAGCAACGUACCCCAAUUCCACAGCCCCAGCCUUGCAGCUCGGCGGGUCUCCGAUGACACGGACACACACAGACGACUGAGCAAACGGGCUGCCAGGGACUGGGUGUGGCUGGCUU